Panicum virgatum (switchgrass) is the source of this 3380-nucleotide messenger RNA. Its product is annotated as dolichol-phosphate mannose synthase subunit 3-like. Bases 2880 to 3149 code for a protein of 89 amino acids. Lineage: Eukaryota; Viridiplantae; Streptophyta; Magnoliopsida; Poales; Poaceae. The record is from RefSeq and is a predicted model, not a curated record. The transcript has 4 exons. Gene Ontology annotation, biological process: GPI anchor biosynthetic process. Gene Ontology annotation, cellular component: endoplasmic reticulum membrane; dolichol-phosphate-mannose synthase complex.
CCGAAAAUGGAGGCUCGGAUGUGUUAGGUGGCGGGGAUACGCAUGAUGGGCAAAAGUGCAAGGCCAUUGGCUGAAGCAACUGCACGAGGAUCGUCGGAUCCAUCCCAUCGCGUCCCUUUGGCCUGCCGCUUCAUCAUCAUCAUCUCUCUCUCUCUCUCAUCCCCCUCUGCUUACCACUUCCUCAUCUCCAGUGUCUCCCGCUGCUCUGCCUGCCCCUUGCCGCCCAAGUUCACAUAUGGCGUUGUGCACCCGGUAGUGGGUGUUCGGCGUGCCCUCGGGUUCGGCGCCAAGGUCGGCAUCGCCAUUGCGCUCGGCCUCUCCUUCGCCAUCUCCCCGACCUCCUCCUCCCAGCAGAUCUCCACUAAGCGAUCCUCCUUCCCGCCGAAGUUGCCGCUCCACCAACCGCCUCCCACAAUCGUACCAGCACCAGCGCCGACAGCAGGCAUGCUCACCGAAAGCCUCGCCCCAUCCCGCAUGGCCACAAGAAACACCAUCUUGCCCCGUCUGAAUCUCAUGCCCAUCCCCAUCACGCCAAUGCCACCUCCUCUCCGGAUGCCACCGCUGCAAAGGUCGAUCACUCCAUGCCGGCUCCAAUAACCGACACAGAGCCUAAGAAGAAGGAGCAGGAGCCGGACAUGGAGAUGGAGCCGGAGCAGGAGGUCGAGCUGCAUAUGCCCGAGGAAAGCGGGGACAACUCGGGGAAGGCGCCUGCAGAGGGGAGGAGAAGCCGCCACAGCUGGAAUUGGAAGAGGAGCACGGUGAGGGUGAUGGCGAUGAGGAUUUUGAGGUGGCGAAGAAUAAGGCUCUGAGUAAGAAGAGAAAGCUUCCGCCUUUGUUCAGCUCUAGCGUGCAUUACCACUGGAAGCAUUGCGGUGCCAAGAGCAGCUACCACUAUAUCCCUUGCGUGGAUUUCGACAGGGAUGAGAGCCAGAGGCACCAUGAACGCAGCUGCCCAAGAUCGCCUGUGACAUGUCUGGUGUCACUGCCCAAGGAUUAUAAACAGCCCGUACCAUGGUCGAAGACGAAGGACAAGGUGAGGCAGUGGCGGACCUAAAAUUUAAAUUUGGGUGUACAAAAACUCUAAUUUCUUUUUUGCACUUAAGCAUAUUCUAAAUAAAAGUCAUUAUGACUAGUUUGAAACAUAUACUAUUUUCUAAGCUAAAAGUUAUUGCUUAAACAUACAUCAUAUCUCUCUUUAGAAAAAAGUUUUUUAAAAUUAGAUAAUAAAGAUUUCAUAUGUCUUAUGUAUGGAUGUCUACUGCUUUAUUUAUAACUUACGUUAUAUAUCUAGCACAUAAAAUAUCUAUCAAUGUAAUAUUUUGCUCCACUAUAUGGUUUGAAGUGUUGCAGGAUAUGUUUUCUAACACUAAGAGUAAGACUUUGUUAGGUAGAAUAACUUGUUAUGGUACUAAUAAAUAUACUUUUGCGUUGCUACGGGUGAUAUCAUGAAGUAUUUACUAACCUUAUCGGUUUUCAUCACGAUAUAAUUAAAUUUCACACGACAACAUCUCGAUCAAAAUCCUUUCAAGCAACCUUUUGGUCUUCAUCACUUCUUAACACUUUCAUACAUGCCACCCACCCCCCUUCCUUAAAAAUUUUCCUAUCAUCCUUCGGGAUGCUGGUUGUCGCGAUCUUGACUUUAUCAACAAUGAGGGUGCCAACCAUAUUAGAAUGUGUGCUCGUCAUGACAACAUGGUCUGAUGAGCGAGCCAACCCUUCUUUUGCUCGCCAAAAUGGUUCACUCAACGAUGUUUUCACCAACUUUUUUGUGUGGUUACCUUGUGAAGGCCAUCUUCAUGUUGGUGGCGCGCUCUACUUCAUCCUCCUCACGUCAUUUCCCUUCCUUUCUUACUAAUCAUCUAAAUAUAAAGAAGAUAAGGUGACAUCGAUUCCAAAUCGGAGGAGACCACAAUCUAGACGUUAACUAUGUCCACUUUCAAUUCUAUAUUUGAUAAGAAUUUUAAUGACCAAAAUCAACAAUAAAAAUUAUGAAAAUAGCCUGCUAUUUAGAAAUAAGUGAAGAUAUUAUUAUCAGAAAAGCUCAAGAUUCAUGAGCUAUUUAUAUUUGACUUGCUAAAAUUUAAUUCAGGAUAAGCUAUACUUAGAAUCAAGCCAAACUUGGACCUAACCUUGAGCUCGCGAGCUCCAAUAAUAUGAGAUUGAGAUAUUCAAUGAAACUCGAGUAUUUCAGUUUGCGUGGAUAUGCAUCCACCCUGCUAUCUUUAAUAAAUAAAUUUACAAUCAUCAAAAGUUAAAAUAAUAUAGUUGUAGGCUAGACCCAUGCAUUGGUUAGCGAGUUACUGUAUUGCACAAACUAAAAUAGGUACAAAAAUAAUACUCCUCUAUUCUCUUUUCUAUUUUGGUAGUUCUAUUUCAUUUUAGUAUAAUGAUAAAAAAGAAGAACUUUGUUCAUCUUAAUAAUUAUGAUUCCUCAUUUUUAAUAUUAUCUUAUAUUACUGGAGUUGAAAGACCAUCCAUACUAUUUCAAGAUGUCAAUUCAAAUGAGAAUAAUUCAGUUUUGGAAAUAUGAUUAUCAAAAUAAAAUAGAGAGAAUAAAGCUAAAUAUCCAGAUAUAUAUUUUUCGUUUAUUUAUCAAUUAUAAAUUUGUCUUUUAGACUAAUCUUAGCAUAUAAUUUUAUUAUACUGUUUCUAAUCUGAUGAAUUUGGUAAACGAACCGACUCUGCCGCUCAGGGCCUCAGGUUCAGGUCCUCCCCUCUGUUUCUCUUCUCAAACCUUUCCCUUCUCUCGAAGACAAACUUUCUCCUGAUCUCCUCCCUUGCUCGAGAUCUUCCUUACCUGGCGGCGACGACUGGGCGAGCGGCGGCCCAGCCCUUUGCCAGUGACGAGCGCAUCCUCCAGGAAAGCACCUCAUUCUCAAAUGAAGCACAUAUUCAAGAUUGUUGCUAUACUGGUAGCAAUCUCAGCCAUCUGGGUUACAUUCCUUGAAACCUCAACUGUUCCUCGAAGUUAUACUUGGCUGCUUCCAAUCUACUUGGAAGUGGCUCUUGGAUGCUACGGCCUUUUUAUGGUUGGAUUUGGACUUAUGUUCUUCCCAACUUGCCCUCAAGAAGCUAUACUACUGCAACAGGAUAUUGUGGAGGCAAAGGAAUUCUUAGCAAAGAAGGGUGUUGAUGUGGGCUCCGAGUGAGGCCAAUUUCAGCAUUCAACAUUCAUGAUCAUUUUGAAGGAUCACCAUUUUGUUCCUUAGAAUAGGCUACUUUUUGGAUACUGUAGCUAGAAAAUAUAUCAUUUCACUAUGUUCUGAACUAUUACUAACACAGUUUUAGUGAGUUGACAUGUUACACUUUGUCAAAGAUUGGAGAGAGACAUAUUGAGGUGGUGUUUUUAAGUUUAAAAAAGUGUGUUGCUGUUCUAGGGA